Struthio camelus australis is the source of this 3299-nucleotide messenger RNA. The record is from RefSeq and is a predicted model, not a curated record. NCBI's taxonomy places the organism in Eukaryota, Metazoa, Chordata, Aves, Struthioniformes, Struthionidae.
AUGAAGGUAUCAAUACAGGCUGUGGCAGUGUGGGGAAAAAGAGCUCCCUCUCAUAGCAUCACUGCCAUUAUGAUUACAGAUGACCAGCAGACAAUUGUUACAGGAAGUCAAGAAGGACAAAUAUGUCUCUGGGAUCUUUCAUCAGAAUUAAAGAUUUCAUCUAAGGAAAUUCUGUUUGGCCAUACUGCUUCUGUAACUUGUUUGGCAAAGGCAAGAGACUUUGAGAAACAGCCAUAUGUAGUAAGUGCUGCUGAAAAUGGGGAGAUGUGCGUUUGGAAUGUUGCUAGUGGACAGUCUAUUGAGAACGCAAAGCUUCCUUAUAGGCACACAGCAAUCUGCUAUUACCAUUGCUCAUUCCGAAUGACAGGUGAAGGCUGGCUUCUUUGCUGUGGAGAAUAUCAAGAUGUUCUUAUUAUUGAUGCUAAGACUUUGGAUGUUCUUCACACUUUAACAUCUCAGUCUUCCGAUUGGAUCAAUUGUUUGUGUAUUGUUCACUCUACAAGAAUUCAAGAAGACUCAUUGGUUGUAGUGUCUGUAGCUGGAGAACUUAAAGUAUGGGACCUAUCUUCAUCCUUGAAUAGCAUACAGGAGAGGCAGUGUGUGUGUGAGAGGGAAUCCAAAUCUCUGGACUGUAUAAACUGCCAAGCAAUACGGUUUUGCACUUACACAGAAAGACUUCUUCUAGUUGUGUCCUCCACGUGCUGGCAGGUCUAUGAUUAUUGUGACUUUUCUUUGCUAUGUACUGAAUUCUGCAAAAGCGGUGAGUGCUUUGCUGGUGGAGAAGUACUAGCAGCUUACAGACUUAUCAUCUGGACAGAAGAUGGUCACAGUUACAUUUACCAGCUGCUGAACAGCGGGCUUUCUAAAAGCAUAUAUCCUGGUGAUGGAAGAGUGCUGAAAGAAACUGUUUAUCCUCAUUUACUCUGCUCUACUGGUGUGAGAGAAAAUAAGAGUUUCCCUUUUGUUAUGGGCUUCAUGAAUGAAAGGAAAGAGCCUUUCUAUAAGGUUCUUUUUUCUGGUGAAGCUUCAGGAAGAAUCACUUUGUGGCAUGUUCCUGAUGUCCUUGUUUCAACGUUUGAUGGUUCACCAAAAGAGAUCCCCAUUACAGCAACUUGGACUCUUCAGGAUAAUUUUGAUAAACACCAUUCAAUGUCAGAGGGCAUUAUUGAUCAUCUCUGUGCAUCUGAAGAUGGGAGUGAAAGUGCGCUCAUCAGUUCCUCUGCAUACAUACCCAGUCUCGAUAAGCUGGUUUGUGGGUGUGAAAAUGGGAAAAUUUUUGUAACUCUAGCUUUAAAAACUGCAAGAGCAAGACUUUUAGAAAACAUAUCCUUGCUGAAAGAUAAUCUACCUUACAAAGUUCUGAAUGGUCAUCGUAGCAGAGUCACUUGUUUACUUUAUCCGCAUGAUAAAUCAGCCAGGUUUGAUCCAAGCUGGUUGUUAUCAGGAGGCCAGGAUUCUGUUGUGAUCUGCUGGGAUAUAUUUACUGGGGAAAUUUUACACCAGUUUACUCUGCAAUCUGGUCCAGUGACAGAGCUGUUGCGACCUCCAGAAAACUGCAGAUUAAAAGAUCACAGCAUUGUGUGCUGUGUGUGCAGGGAUCAUUCAGUAGCAAUUCUACACCUUCAGGAGAGAGUGUGUCUCUUCCAUGCCAGAAAGCAUCUGUUUCCUGUGAAGAUGAUAAAAAUCGACCCUGUUGAGAAUCUCCUAAUUGUUGGAUGUGAAGAUGAUUCAGUUUAUAUUUGGGAAAUUGAAACAGGUACGCUAGAACGGCAUGAAACAGGUGAAACGGCAAAAGCAAUUCUUUCUUCCAUUGAAGAUUCAGAAUAUUUAGUGGCAGGUGCUCUACUUCCUGGAUCUCAGGAUUCAAAAAAGCAUAAAGAUACUGGAUACAAAUCCUCUAGCUCUUACAAGCAUGACGUGAUCUCUUACAACGUUACUCACACAGAGAAAUCUUCUGAUAAGCUAACUGAUACUGGCCACAUCCAACAGUUCUUUACCAUUUUACCGGUUAAGACAAAAUGGAACAAUGCAAAUUUUCAUAUUCUCUUAUUUGAUCCGGGAAGGCUUGCCGAACUUCUGCUGUCAUCUCAACUCAGUGGACUAAAGCCAUCAAAUUCAUUCCACGACUAUGACACCCUACAAAGAGCCAAAAGUACUGCUGAAAAAAAGGCAUUGACAUUAAAAAGAAACAAAACUGCUGGCUCCAUAUGUCUGGUGGAUGGGCAAGUAGAUACUGUUUGUUCAAACCAGGUCCAUAGAGAUAACGUAGUUAGGCCUUUGGAAGAAAGUGGUGGCAUGAAAAGACAGAAAAAAGUGAAGAGUUCGAGAAAAAAUAGAGCACAUUCACCAGGAAACGUUGAUGUGAACAUCACCACAGAUACAGCUAAACUGCUUUUGUCAUGUCUCUUACCGUGGGGUGUAGAUAAGGAAAUAGACAAUCUUUGUAUUAGCUACUUAGAUAUCUUGAAGCUCCAGUGUCCAGUCUCUUUUGGACUUGUGUCAAAUGAAAAUCACAUAUCCUUAAUGCUGCCAGGAUGGAAUUGUACUGGUUGUGGUGUGCUAGAGGAGCACACAGUAAUCAACUUGUUUUCAAAAAGAGUGCUUGAUUUGUCAAACAAGUACCUUUCUGCAACUGAAGGACAAACUGGAAAAAAGGAUGGACCAGAGAAUAAUAUUUAUGGAACACAGCGAUCAGAAACUGUGUUUUUAUUAAGCAGAAUAGCUUUGAUCAACAGGAUAAUUAACAUGCCUUUGGAAGUAACAAGUGAAAUGGAAAGUCCACGGAAAUCAGAAUCUGUACACAACAAGUGGCGAAACAUGGAAGCAGUCAGCUCUUUGUUCCCAGACUUACCAAGCAGUAAAAGUAGAUCUUAUUCCCCUGAUUUUGGGAAUAUUUCACUGAUGAAACUCAUUUUUUGUUGGAGUGACCAAUCUAUAAAGAUUAUUGAGGCAAUACAAGCGAUGCUGCUGGCAGAAGUUCAAAGGACUAUGAAAACCUUGAGAAAGACGUCAGUCUGCAGAGAGCCACUGCCCAUACUAGAGAAUGGAAAUGUCAGUGUGCUGAAAAAUGGCAGGAGCUCAAACUCAGCAGACUUCCAAGAUGUGGAGGAUACACCUGACCGAUGUGUCUUGGAAGAGUCUGAGAGUCCAGAUGACAUGAAGCCACAUCCUUGGAUAUCUAAAGUGUGUUCCUGCAAGGUGUGUUAGAAAACCCUGCUUAGCCAAAAGAAUUAGAAGAUACACAAGAGCACAAGGAAUACAAAAGAAAUAGGAAAUACAUGACGUGGAUAUGGAGCAGA